AUGGGUGACUUCAACACCGAGGCUUUUACACUCUUGGCCGUGGCCAUUGUGGUCAUUGCUCUUCGUACCAUCGCGCGAUGGAUUAUGGUAGGACCGCGCAAUUUCCAGCUCGAUGACUAUCUGAUGCUGCUGGCGUGUGUAGUAUACGGGCUGGAAACCGGCGCCGCAUACAUGGUGGGCGCUUGGUUCAUGGGUCUCGCCAACAACGCAAUGACCGAUGAGCAGCGCAGGACGCUGUCGCCAGACUCGAAGGAAUAUUAUUACCGUGUUGGAGGCUCCAAAGUACAAGUGACGGGCUGGUCUCUUUACACAUUGCUACUGUGGCUGCUGAAGACAUGCAUGGCCAUUUUCUAUUCUCGCCUCACAGCUGGACUGAUUAAUAUGAGAGUCCGAAUUCAUGUCGCUUAUGGAUUGAUUGCGGCAACAUACAUUGCUACCAUUUGUUCCAUUCUUUUUGGCUGCCAUCCCAUGCACAAAAAUUGGCAAAUAUACCCCGAUCCUGGAAACUAUUGUCAGCCGGCUGUAUCAAAGAUCGAUAUUUAUGUCACAGUGGUCCUCAAUGUCGUAACCGAUAUCUAUCUCAUCAGCAUUCCGGCUCCGAUGCUCUUCAAAGCCCGACUGCGAUGGAGAGAAAAAUUGGAACUCCUCGUUCUGUUCAGCGGUGGUCUUUUUGUCAUGAUGGCGGGAAUACUGCGCUGUGUAUUAAUCCUGACAGCUGGCGCCAAUGGUGCUCAACAAGCCGGGAGCUGGGCUUGCCGUGAGACCUUCGUGGCUGUUGUUAUUGGAAAUAUGCCGAUGAUAUACCCACUAUUCCGCCGAAUUGCUCGCCGCACUGGACUGUAUCUAACCACCAGGAGUAAUGGCUCUCAGAGCUACCCGGCAUACCCGCUAUCCGAAGGUGAAAAUACGACGGGAUCAAAAUACGCGAAGCGCAAGAAAUUCCGGCACCCGCUUUCCCUCCCCGCUGAUACACAAUGGAAUACCAUUAGCGAUGAGCAGAUGAUACUUCCGACCUCGCGACAACAGCCCCCGACGUGCACGGCCGGAGAGGGAGAGUGGGAUGCCCAGAGCCAUGUCAGCCACGGGGGAGGAAUCAAGGUCAUCCAUGAAACAAUUGUACACAGUGCGGAGAAAGAGCCCAAAGUAUAG
This is a messenger RNA of Penicillium argentinense, 1149 nucleotides long. RefSeq lists its product as uncharacterized. The record is from RefSeq and is a predicted model, not a curated record. Lineage: Eukaryota; Fungi; Ascomycota; Eurotiomycetes; Eurotiales; Aspergillaceae. The transcript is spliced from 6 exons. The coding region runs from base 1 to 1149 and encodes 382 amino acids.